AUGUCGAAUAUGAUUUCCCUGACUGCCGUGAGCAUCUUGUACCUGCCUGUUUUACUGUUUGAGGCCUUUGUCUUGUCUAAUGGGAAGUAUGAGAGGUGGCAGAGAGGAAAUGUGGAGAAGUCCGCGAGCAGUACGGCAUCCAAAGAGUGGAGGCCAUGUUCCACGCCUUGGAUCGGAUUACUCGGACCCCAACCUGUUACCCACAUCACCCUGGGCUGUGAGAUCAGGGACUCCUGCUGGCAUUCCUCGGUGGCUCUGGAGCAGAGCAUCGAGUUCAUACGAGACUCUCUCAUCUCCAUCCGGGACGACAGGGACGGGUCCAGGUGGUGCAUCGAAGGGGUGCCCUCCAGUCAGCCACCGACAACCAAGAAGCCCAUUGCGGGGGUCAUCGGGCCCGGCUCCAGCUCAGUCGCAAUUCAAGUUCAAAACCUUCUGCAGUUGUUCAACAUCCCCCAGAUUGCCUAUUCUGCAACCAGUAUUGACCUCAGUGACAAGACACUAUUUAAGUACUUCCUCAGAGUCGUGCCCUCAGACACCCUUCAGGCCAGGGCCCUCCUGGACAUCGUCAAACGAUACAACUGGACUUAUGUGUCUGCGGUGCACACAGAGGGUAAGACACAUUUCUUUUAAAGGGGUACUCUGGUAAAUUAGUAUUGCACUUACAUAAAGUUAGGAGACUCCCAAGAGUCAGAUUUAAAAGAGAAUUGUCAACAUUGAAGCAGCAAA
This is a messenger RNA of Etheostoma spectabile (orangethroat darter), 726 nucleotides long. RefSeq names its product metabotropic glutamate receptor 1-like. Gene Ontology annotation, molecular function: G protein-coupled receptor activity. NCBI's taxonomy places the organism in Eukaryota, Metazoa, Chordata, Actinopteri, Perciformes, Percidae. Gene Ontology annotation, cellular component: membrane. Bases 1 to 630 code for a protein of 209 amino acids. The record is from RefSeq and is a predicted model, not a curated record. The transcript has 2 exons. Gene Ontology annotation, biological process: G protein-coupled receptor signaling pathway.